Messenger RNA from Serpula lacrymans var. lacrymans S7.9, 1900 nucleotides. RefSeq lists its product as uncharacterized. NCBI's taxonomy places the organism in Eukaryota, Fungi, Basidiomycota, Agaricomycetes, Boletales, Serpulaceae. Gene Ontology annotation, biological process: mRNA splicing, via spliceosome. The transcript is spliced from 8 exons. Gene Ontology annotation, cellular component: precatalytic spliceosome; U12-type spliceosomal complex; U2 snRNP. Bases 56 to 1798 code for a protein of 580 amino acids. The record is from RefSeq and is a predicted model, not a curated record.
GGCGUUGUUCAGAGGCGUUCACUUUCUUGUCUUCAUCUUAUUCGACGGCGACAACAUGGCUACAGAGGUUCAGACAGCUGUCAAUGGUAUAAACACGAAUUCUAAGGUGAACGGAAAGGCCAUUAAAUCCAGAAACCAGCUUCGACGUGCCAAAGCAAAGCAGAAAAAGGCUUCCCAAUCCACAACGCCAAACGGAGACUCGAGAGAUAUAAGCGUUAAGGAGGAGGAGGAUGAAAUGGUUCAAAAUGUAGAGUACGUAUCUGAGCAGCUGGAUAUUAAAGGCCCUGCUUUAGAAGCGUUCUCCGAAGUUUUUGCUCGCUUUCAGCUACCGCCAGAACCAACCUCAACAAGAGACGACGAGCCAACAAAAGGCGAGGUAAUCUACUCUGAUGACGACAUGGCUUCGGACGCCGACUCAGAAUCGGGCGAGAAAAAACCCCUCUCGAAGAAGAAGCAGAGGAAAAUGGCACGUCUUACGGUUGCUGAACUCAAACAGCUUGUCUCGAAACCCGAGGUUGUCGAGUGGACGGACGUCACUGCCGCUGAUCCUCGUCUCCUUUUACACAUGAAGAGUUAUCGCAACACCAUUCCUAUCCCGAUACAUUGGAGCGCCAAGCGGGAUUAUCUACAAGGAAAGCGUGGUAUUGAAAAACCUCCGUUCCAGCUUCCAGCCUACAUAGCCGACACCGGCAUUGCAACCAUGAGAGACGCUGUGAAGGAGAAAGAGGCUAACAUGUCACUCAAGGCAAAGACUCGAGAAAGAGUACAACCGAAAAUGGGUAAAGUUGAUAUUGACUACCAAAAGCUUCACGACGCAUUCUUCAAGUUUGCGACUAAGCCACCCGUGACGGGCUUUGGUGAAAUGUAUUAUGAGGGGAAAGAAUUUGAAACAUCACUGAAGGAAAAGAGACCAGGUGAUCUAUCGCCAGAACUUGUGGAGGCCCUCUCGAUUCCUCCUCUCGCACCUCCACCAUGGUUGAUCAGCAUGCAACGGUUUGGACCUCCACCAAGUUAUCCGACGCUGCGGAUACCUGGUCUCAAUGCUCCCAUUCCUGAGGGAGCACAAUGGGGUUUCCAUCCGGGUGGGUGGGGAAAACCACCUUUGGAUGAAUAUAAUCGACCACUUUACGGUGAUGUCUUUGGUGUAUUGCCCAAGACUAGCGAUGCGAAUAUGGGUGAACCUGUAGAUAAGAACUUGUGGGGAGAACUCGAACCAGAAGAGGAGGAAGAAGAGUCCUCGGAGGAUGAAUCGGAAGAGGAGGAAGAGGAGACUACAGAGCCGGCUCCAACCGAUGGCCUACAGACUCCGUCAGGAUUGGAGACACCUUCUGGCAUGACCAGUGUGGUCUCCACCGUUGCUGGUGGACUGGAAACUCCAGAUUUCUUGGAACUACGGAAAAGCUCUGGUCGGGCAGGUACGGAAACUGCAGAGACUGGCCCGCGCUCGUUAUAUCACGUUGUUCCGGAGAAACAGACAUCCGUACGUGGCCUUAUGGGCAGCGAGCGCGGAUACGAUGUCUCUGCGGUUGCUGGUGCGCCCAUUCCCGUUCUUGGCGAAGAAAGAGGAACAAAGCGCAAAGCCAAUGGCGGCGUGGAUAUCUCUAUCGAUGCUGGAGAGCUGGAGGGUCUUUCGGAAGAUGAGCUCCGUAGGAGGUACGAUGCUCACUCGAAAGGCUCCGCUGGUGUUAGUGGGUCGAACGAAGACUUUUCAGAUAUGGUUGCGAAAGAGAUGGCGAAAAAGAAACAAAAGAUGGAAAAAGAGCGGGAGACGAAGAAAGGGAAGGAGUACAAGUUUUGAUAGCACCUGCACCUGCGUUUCUUUUCCGUCGACUGUUGAUUUCCUCCCGUACUGUACUGCUGUUCUUUUUAUUGUGUAGCAACAUGCUUUUCUGCUGAUGAU